AUGUCCAUUCAUACUGUAUUCUUCAGGCUUCAUGGAUGGGGUGAGAACCUGGCUGAGGCAUUUGAGCAAUGUGCAACUGCCAUGUUUGGCUAUAUGACCGAAAUCGACACAGUGGAGAUCUGUGAUAUUCAAGACAUAGAAGCAGAAGGACAUGACAUGCUCUCCCUCCUCUUUCACUUCCUUGAUGAAUGGCUUUUUGUCUUCAGUGCUGAGCCCUUCUUCAUUGCAAGAAAGGUGAAAAUUCUGCAGUUUGACAAAGAAAACUUCCGUAUCAAAGCAAGAGGGUUUGGGGAGACAUUUGACAUCUCAAAGCAUCCUCAGGGCAGCGAAGUGAAGGCCAUCACCUACUCAAACAUGCAAGUGUAUGACAAUGAAGGGCAGCAUGAGGUGUUUGUUAUCAUUGAUAUAUAAGUUUCUGUCUGUCCUGACAAACUCAGGGGAUGAAUUUAUUUGAUUGCUCUGUGAAGAAGACCUGUUUGAUGCUUUCAUGGUUGUUGGUGCCCAUGCCUGUUGUAAUAUAUGGAUCUAUGAAUUUUGCAGUUAUUUUUUUCCAGAUUACAUUUGAAGAUACUAGUUGGGGCAUAAUGGUUUCCAAAGGAUAUAGCAGGUGUAGCUGCCAC
This is a messenger RNA of Darwinula stevensoni, 620 nucleotides long. NCBI's taxonomy places the organism in Eukaryota, Metazoa, Arthropoda, Ostracoda, Podocopida, Darwinulidae. The record is from the annotation of a GenBank genome assembly.